Molecule: messenger RNA, 1056 nt
Organism: Anopheles moucheti
Lineage: Eukaryota; Metazoa; Arthropoda; Insecta; Diptera; Culicidae
Product: inactive CLIP domain-containing serine protease A8-like
Exons: 4
Coding region: 1-1056 (351 amino acids)
Biological process (GO): proteolysis
Molecular function (GO): serine-type endopeptidase activity
Source: RefSeq, a predicted model, not a curated record
AUGAAUUUCCCAAAUAUAAUCAUACUUCUGUUCGCAGCCGUGCUCAGUGCAGAAUCGAAAACUAUUAUUCAGAUACCUGAAACAUGUGUUGGCGGAUAUUGUGUGCCUAAACAUUUGUGUCCACAGGGGAGGGCUAAUCAUGUAGCAAAUCUUGGAUUAAAUGGUGUAAUAGCGUUGGAGGUCGACGGAGACAACGAAUGUGGAGAUUUCAUGAAGAUAUGCUGCAAGGAGUCGUAUACCAAUACGAAUACGACUGAUUUCAAGUGUGGAAUUUCCAAUCCGGAAGGAUUAGUGUACCAAGUGAGGUCGAACCUGACUUACGCCAAAUACGCGGAGUUUCCUUGGACUGUAGCAAUAGUAGAAACAACUUCCUCAUCAGAACAACGUGAACUGACAUACGUAGGAGUAGGCACUCUUAUACAUCCGAAGUUUGUCGUGACGGCAGCUCAUACGUUGAAGGACUCGCAUCAUUAUGUAGCUCGGUUUGGAGAGUGGAACAUUCAGUCAGACGCGGAGAUCUAUCCGACACAGGAUAUUGAAGUAGAGGUACAUUGCCUUUACCCGGGGUAUGGAGGAAAAUUUAGACACGUGUACGAUAUAGCUCUUGCAUUUCUGAAAGAAGCUGUCACCUACACGGAACACAUUCGACCGAUCUGUAUUCCAAGCGAACAAGACGUUUUCGUUGGUAAUCGAUGCAUUGCUGCUGGAUGGGGAUGGGACGCACGAACCGGGCAGUCGGCAUCCAUCAUGAAGCGCAUGGAGUUGAAAGUAGUUCACCGUAGACGUUGCCAAAUGUUGUAUCAGCAGCUAGAUAUAGCAAUACCGCAGGAACCCAAUGUGAUGUGUGCGAUCGCAGAAGUGGAUCAAAACGCGUGUAUGAAAGAGGACGGUACACCUUUGAUUUGCCAAAGAGACGAUGGGUCUUACGUAUUGGCGGGACUAGCUCUUCGGCAGUUGGAUUGUGAUCAAUCAGAUGAUCCCGCAGUGUUUGUGAAUGUGGCGAAAUUUGCUGGUUGGCUUCAGACCUCGAUCAGCCAAUACGAAGAGUGGCUGUAA